CGUGGCGCGCUGUGGAUAGUGUGUGCUGUGCUGCGAUGUGAUUGGUUGACGGCUGACUGUGCUCGGUAGCCGGGAGAGGAUGCGCAGGAGGGGUCGGGCUGCCUGUGGAGCUGCCCCGUUGCUUCUCGUUCUGUGCGGGUUGUUCAGGGCGACCUGCGGCGGCAAGUCUCUGCCAGCCUUCAACGAUGACAUUCCCUUCCGGCUCAGCUGGCCCGGGCCGGACUUCUCCCUGCCUACUACAGGCAUACCAUACAAAGACGAUGACUACAUCAUUAUGACCACAUCCGAUAAAGAAACAUAUAAGUGCAUGCUUCCAUUAAUGUCAAGCAGUGAUCAGGAAGAUGAACGUGACUACAAAGGUCCCACGCCAAGUGAACUUUUGGAGCCUCUUUUCAAGCAGACUAGCUGUUCAUACAGGAUAGAGUCUUACUGGACCUACGAGGUUUGCCAUGGAAAACACAUUCGUCAGUACCAUGAGGAUAAAGAAGCUGGGCAGAAAAUAAAUAUUCAAGAGUAUUAUCUUGGGAAUAUGAUUAAGAAGAGCUCAUUAGAAACAGAUGAAAAGUCAGAUGAAAGAGAGAAAGCCGAAAAGCGUAAAGAUAUUCCUACCAAAAACAUUGAAGGACAAAUGACUCCAUACUUUCCAGUCGAGAUGGGGAAUGGAACCCCAUGUGUCUUGAAACUGAACGAGCCGAGAAGUAGCACAGUGAUGUAUAUUUGUCAUCCUGAUGCUAAACAUGAGAUCCUGUCUCUAGCUGAAGUAACCACUUGUGAAUAUGAAAUUGUUAUACUUACACCUCUUAUCUGCAGUCAUCCUAAGUACAGGUUUAGAACAUCACCCAUUAAUGAUAUCUUCUGCCAGGCAAUGCCAGGUUCACCUCUAAGGCCGCUGAGCCUUGAAAAGCUGGAGCAGCAGCAAGAAGUAACCAAGACGCCAUUUAAAACCAACAAGGAGGAGGACAGGCAGUCUUUGAGAGACAAGUUUUCCACAAUCCACAAGCCAGUCUCAGUUGGAGCUCAACAGCAAGUAACUGUCGGAACCACUCACAUAUCCAGAUUGACUGAUGAACAGCUGAUUAAGGAGUUUUUGAGUGGCUCUUAUUGUUUUCAUGGGGGUGUCGGUUGGUGGAAGUAUGAAUUUUGCUAUGGAAAACACGUCCAUCAGUACCAUGAGGAUAAGGACACUGGAAAGACAACAGUAGUUGUGGGCAUGUGGAAACCAGAAGAACAUCUCAACUGGGCUAAGAAAAACCCUGCUAGGUUAUAUCUCCUGCCAAGCGAUGGGAAGCAAACUGUUAGAAUGGUAUCCCAUUUCUAUGGCGGUGGAGACAUUUGUGAAUUAAACGAAAAGCCAAGGCAGGUUGUUGUCAAAUUAAAGUGCAAGGAGUCAGAUUCACCUCAUGCAGUUACUGUAUAUAUGCUUGAACCACAAACCUGUCAAUAUGUUCUUGGAGUGGAAUCUCCGGUAAUAUGUAAAAUACUGGAUACUGCAGAUGAAAAUGGCCUCCUUUCAAUUCCCAAUUAACUUUCAAAAUAAGUCAAACCUACCAGCAUUUGUAAUUAAUCAGCAAGAACAAAACUGUACAAAAAUAAUGACUUGACAAGCCUCUCUGUGUAUAUGUAUGUACUUGUGUAUAUAGUGGGUAAUACAUACGAUUUUAAAUACGACAA
Molecule: messenger RNA, 1671 nt
Organism: Pelobates fuscus (common spadefoot toad)
Lineage: Eukaryota; Metazoa; Chordata; Amphibia; Anura; Pelobatidae
Gene: ERLEC1
Product: endoplasmic reticulum lectin 1
Exons: 14
Coding region: 80-1525 (481 amino acids)
Biological process (GO): endoplasmic reticulum unfolded protein response; retrograde protein transport, ER to cytosol
Cellular component (GO): endoplasmic reticulum lumen
Source: RefSeq, a predicted model, not a curated record